This is a messenger RNA of Salvia miltiorrhiza (redroot sage), 1284 nucleotides long. RefSeq lists its product as uncharacterized. The record is from RefSeq and is a predicted model, not a curated record. The transcript is spliced from 5 exons. NCBI's taxonomy places the organism in Eukaryota, Viridiplantae, Streptophyta, Magnoliopsida, Lamiales, Lamiaceae. Bases 1 to 1284 code for a protein of 427 amino acids.
AUGUGUGAUAAGUGGUGGGGGAGGAGUAAUUUUGAUUGGGCUGUGAGGGAGUCAGAAGGCAGAUCGGGUGGAAUACUAUCGGUCUGGAACAAGGAUAAGUUUGUGGCAACUAGUAAAUGGAACGUGACGGGGGCUGUUAUUGUUAAUGGGAUUUGGCUACAAGGAGGCCUGCAUUGUUGUUUUGUUAAUGUGUAUGCGCCCAUGGGAAACACCGAAAAGGAAUCUUUGUGGGAUACAUUACAGCUCAUUGCUCUUCAAAACAAAGACUCUUGCCUGUGUUUUCUUGGCGACUUCAACGUAGUGCGUGAUCCGGGAGAAAGGGUGGGGAAAGGUGCUGUCUUUAAUCAAGCAGAUGCAAGGUCUUUUGACGCUUUUAUUCGGCAAAGUAAUCUGCUGGAAAUCAGAACACAGGGGAGAAAGUUUACGUGGUAUCAACCUGGUGGAGGAUGUAAGAGCAAACUAGACAGAUUUUUCGUCAACGAGAAAUGGAUGCAGGAAUGGCCGGACACAGUCGGAAGGGGGCUUCAGAGAUCAGUGUCGGAUCAUUGUCCGAUCUUCCUGACUACAAAAACCAAGAACUGGGGACCCAAACCUUUUAGUGCGUUGAAAGAGUGGAAUCUGAGGAUUUAUGGCAACAUUGAACACGGAUUGACAGAUCUUAAGGAUGAACUUCAGGAGCUGGACAUUUUUGAUGACACCUUUGGUCUUGAGGAGAGAGAGACAAUCAGGAGAAAUGAAUUACGAGCAAAGAUUUUCCUUAAAUCCAAAGAAAAAUGUAGUCUUCUCCAACAAAAGGCGAAAGUCAAAUGGGUCAAGGAGGGGUUUGAUGUUGGGGGCUGCUGGAUCGAGGAUCCAAAGACCAUUAAGGAGAACGUCAAAACGUUCUUCGAGAAUCACUUCAAGAAGACGCCGCGCGUCCUACCUAUGAUACCGGGAGAUUUCACUGCUCGGAAAGUUUCUGCAGCGAAUAAUGCGGAGCUGAUCAAAACUUUUUCAGAAUCAGAAAUUAAAGAGGCCAUUUGGAGCUGUGACGGUGACAAGAGCCCGGGACCGGAUGGCUUUAACCUCAAGUUCUGGAAAGCGUCAUGGGAGAUUAUCAAAAAAGAUUUUUUAAAGGUUUUGGCGAAUAGGAUGAAACAGGUCAUGGAUUCAGUUAUUUCGGAUAAUCAGAGUGCCUUCAUUGGCGGCCGUUACAUCCUUGAUGGGGUCGUGGUUCUAAAUGAAGUAAUCGCGGAGGCUACUAAGAAGAGAAAAGGGAGGAUUAUCUUCAAGGGCUUGCCGUGA